This is a messenger RNA of Diospyros lotus (date-plum), 1689 nucleotides long. RefSeq names its product zinc finger CCCH domain-containing protein 56-like. Gene Ontology annotation, molecular function: mRNA binding; metal ion binding. The coding region runs from base 238 to 1299 and encodes 353 amino acids. NCBI's taxonomy places the organism in Eukaryota, Viridiplantae, Streptophyta, Magnoliopsida, Ericales, Ebenaceae. The transcript has 3 exons. The record is from RefSeq and is a predicted model, not a curated record.
GAACAUGACAAACGCCAAUAAAAGAAAAGGAAAAAGAAAACAGAUGAAUGAACACAACUCUCGCCCUCACCGCUUCUCCUCUCGGCUUCAUUGAUUGCAAAGUUACCUCUUACUAUCAAUCUUUUUAUGGGAAUAGCAAACAUGGUGGGGGAUUCUUUCGGGAUUUUCCUAAUUUAUCCGUAAAAAUCUCAUCUUUCUGAUCUGAAUUUAAAACUUGGCUUCUGGGUUCUGUUUGUAAUGGAUUACGGCCGCGAAACCGGGUUUUCUGGAAGCAAUGUUGUUCAGAUACUUACUGGACCCCAAAGCAAUAAUAGUGUUGCUGAGAAUUGGGGUUCAGGGGUGGCUGACCAGGGAGAUUGGGCAACUGAAGAUGAUUAUGGGGCAUGGAAUAGAGAGGCUUCUGUUGAUAAUACUUCUAAUUCAAACUAUGAUGGAAGGCAACAGCAAACAAGGUCUGGAAGUGAACCACCAAAUAAGAAAUCAAGAAACUCCCAAUCAGGUGAUAGUCGAUCAAAGGCAAUUGGAAAGAUGUUUUUCAAAACCAAAUUGUGCUGCAAAUUCCGAGCUGGAACUUGCCCGUAUAUCACCAACUGCAAUUUUGCGCAUGGUAGAGAAGAACUUAGAAGUCCACCUCACAAUUGGCAAGAAAUUGUGGCAGCACGUGAGGAGCGAGCUGUAUCAUCUGAGCCAAUGGGGGAGUUCCAGAUUCCAACACUUGGGUCCUCUGCUCUUGUUGCGGAGACUCAAAGGUCAUAUAAAGGUCGACAUUGCAAGAAAUUUUAUACUGAAGAGGGCUGCCCAUAUGGAGAUAAUUGCACUUUUCUUCACGAUGAGCAAUCAAAAGCUCGAGAGAGUGUGGCAAUAAGCUUGGGUCCUGGAAGUGGUCGCGAAUAUGGGGGCAAUGCCAAUGGAUCUACUGUGAAGCCUUCCAACUGGAAAACCAGGAUUUGUAACAAGUGGGAGUUAACAGGGUACUGUCCAUUUGGAAACAAAUGUCAUUUUGCUCAUGGGGCUCAAGAAUUGCAUCGUUAUGGUGGGGGACCUGCAGAGGCAGACGCGCGAGAUUCUGUUUCUGCUCCUCAGGAGGUAAAGCAGGGGGUUGUCCCUUUUAAAACUCCGGCAGAUGCUGCUGUUGCGCCUAUCACUUCAGUUCCUCAUUCAGAUAACUAUCAUAUGGGGGUUCCAACACAGAGGUUGUCCAAUGUAAUCCAGAGGACCGGCCAUAGGCCCCACCAGAAGUGGAAGGGUCCAGACAAAAUUAGUAGGAUCUAUGGUGACUGGAUUGAUGAUGUUGAGUAGAACUCGAAAUUCUUCACCAGCAUAUACUAAGACUGUCAAAGCGGACUUGCAGUUUGGACUCAUGAAAGAACCGAGUGUUUGGCUCUUUCAGAGAUGGUACUUCUGUUGUUCAAGCGUUUUGAUGAGGAGAAUGUUCAUCUUGUUGUUUUCAGAGUUUCCGGCAACGCUUUGGCUUGUAGAGUCUGAAGAGCAUACACGGAUUUACCAGAAUUUCUAGCUUCAGUAACUUAUGUAAACUUUCUCUUGUUGUCAAUUACAAAACUCAAUGGCUUUUCUUGCCCCAAUGUAACUACUACUAAUCUUUGUACAACUGAUAACUUCGCAGUUCUUCAGUCUAUGUUUCCAGUUCCUCUUUGUAUUAUAAUAUCAACUUGCUUUCCUUUAGACUCA